Messenger RNA from Loa loa (African eye worm), 237 nucleotides. RefSeq lists its product as hypothetical. The transcript has a single exon. The record is from RefSeq and is a predicted model, not a curated record. Lineage: Eukaryota; Metazoa; Nematoda; Chromadorea; Rhabditida; Onchocercidae. Bases 1 to 237 code for a protein of 78 amino acids.
AUGUUAUUGAAUAAAAGUGGGGCUCGUAACGACCGGUUUUUCAAGAGUCGAAACGACGUGGAAUGUUCGCGUGAGUGCACGCAGAGAUACUCGGUCACACGUAUUUAUGUAUUCUUACGCGAAGAUGUCGGCGAUGCUAGUCAUUACACAUACAGCGUUUUUGCACUGCGUGUAACCAAUAUUUUAUCGAUAUCGGGCUUAAUUCAUCCGAUGACUAAUAUACCGGUAUAUCGAUAG